GCUAUCAUUCAGUAUCAGGGAUCAGUCGCCGACAUCCAGAUACCUAGCGACUCCCAAGUCAAAGUUCUAACAUGGGCUCAAAUGCUCGAACAGUACGCUUCCGAAUACAGUCCCAAACCGGAAAAGGUCCUGGAACGCGAGGCUGCGGUUUCACCUUACCGAUGCUGCACUUUGGUUUACACUUCUGGCACUACAGGGAACCCUAAAGGGGCAAUUCUGACUCAUACGAAUUACAUUUCGAUGUUGAAUGCUGUGAUGUUGUCGGGGAAGCAGUGCUGGUUGAAGAACGAGGACUUGAAGAUCAUCACAUACCUGCCGCUGAGUCAUAUAAUGGCACAAGUGACAGAUAUAGGCACCACGUUCAGCCUCGGAGGAACCUGCAUCUUCGCGAAGCCAGACGCCCUAAAAGGAUCCCUGGCAACCACGAUUGCCGAUCACCGUCCCAGUGUCCUCAUAGGAGUCCCGAGGGUCUAUGAGAAGAUCCAAGCAGGAGUGGAGCAGACGCUCAUGAAGCAGUACGGACUAGUGCGAUGGUCGAUCCGGAAGUGUCUGGACCGGAUGCUGGUUGCAAACGAGUGUGCGAUGAACGGACUGCCAGAGCCAUGGGGAACAUACACUUCGAGGUCUGUGAUCACCUCAUUGAAGAAGAAGAUAGGACUCGACGGGGUCGUGUACUCCAUCUCUGGAGGAGCUCCAUUACUGGAAGACACCCAGAGGUUCUGGCUCAAGCUAGACAUGCCUAUUUGCCAAGGUUAUGGUCUGUCAGAAGUGUCUGGCGCCCAUACUGCCCAGUAUCCGAUCAUGUGUCAGGAAGACUUAGCCGAGUUCGAAGUCGGAUCUGCAGGUAAACCACUGGACCCUCACUACAAAGUGAAGAUAGAUCCAGAGACGGAAGAAGUUCUGCUGGCCGGUCAGAAUGUGUUCAGUGGAUAUCUCAACAGGGAGGAUGCCACGAAGGCUUGUCUGGCCGAAACUGACGGCGAAAUCUUCUUCAAGACAGGAGAUAUGGGGAGGCUGAGCGAGAAGGGACAACUGUACAUCACAGGGCGACUGAAGGAACUCAUCAUCACAGCUGGGGGUGAGAAUGUACCACCUGUGCCCAUUGAAGAGGCUAUCAAGGCCAACUGCGAAGACCUCAUCAGCAAUGUACUGGUUGUGGGGGACAGGAGGAAAUUUCUAGCAUGCUUCAUAACUCUCAAGUGUAAUUUCCGAACGGAUGAAAACGGACAAGAAUGGCCUACCGAUGAGCUUACCAACUGGACUAAGAGAUGUCUGGAACGAGGAGGAAUCACUGGCAUCAGCACUGUCUCGGCCGCCAAAAGCGACGAUCGGAUCAAGAUUAUGGUCGAAAAUGCUAUCAAACACUACAAUGAAACCGAAGCUACGUCCAAUGCACAAAAAGUUCAGAAGUUUGAAAUUCUGGACCAAGAUUUCAGUAUCGCUGCAGGUGAUUUGGGACCCACGUUGAAACUAAAACGAAACGUAGUCGUUCUAAAAUUGAAAGAGGAAAUCGAUAAGUUCUACCCGGAAGAAAAUUAGGGCUAACUUAUGGAAGUAAAUUUAAUAAACUUCUCGAAAAAGUCAUGUGUAGUUAUAUUUUCUAUCGUAUUAUUCCAAUUUCGUUUCAAUAUGAUGCUACUUUCUAUGAUUUCCAGAAUAAUUUAUUGUACUAUAUCA
Messenger RNA from Symsagittifera roscoffensis, 1677 nucleotides. RefSeq names its product long-chain-fatty-acid--CoA ligase ACSBG2-like. The record is from RefSeq and is a predicted model, not a curated record. Gene Ontology annotation, cellular component: endoplasmic reticulum; membrane. Gene Ontology annotation, molecular function: long-chain fatty acid-CoA ligase activity. NCBI's taxonomy places the organism in Eukaryota, Metazoa, Xenacoelomorpha, Acoela, Convolutidae.